This is a messenger RNA of Morchella importuna, 372 nucleotides long. RefSeq lists its product as uncharacterized. The record is from RefSeq and is a predicted model, not a curated record. NCBI's taxonomy places the organism in Eukaryota, Fungi, Ascomycota, Pezizomycetes, Pezizales, Morchellaceae. Bases 1 to 372 code for a protein of 123 amino acids. The transcript has 2 exons.
AUGUUCAGCAACACCCCCAAGACCCCCAGCGCCCCACCACCUCCUCCGCUCCUGGUACAACAGUCCCCGGCGCACCCCUCCGCGAGAUCCCCCCCUUCCACCACCACAACCGGCCCUCCACCAGCAGCACCACCGCCGCCGCCGUCUCCACAGCGUCCAGAGCGCCGUAAGACGCUCAACUCGCUGGGCAAGAUGCGGUACCGCUGGAACGACCCGAACCUGGGCGCGCGGUACCGCGGUGUCGACAAGGACCUCGGCGUCAAGGGGAGUACGGCGGAUUAUGCGUAUCCCGUGCUGCAGAUGGGGAGUGAGCCGGCGAGGGGGGUUGUGAGGAGGAGGAGGGAGGGAUCGGGGCAGGGGCAGGGGUUGUAG